AUGUUGAGCAUACAGAAUCGCCCUCUUAAAGCAAUCGUAAUUUUCGUCAUUAUCUUUUUAGUUUGCAAUCCUUCCUCUCUGGGUCUGAGUAACCAUGAGCUUUCUGAUCUCAACUUCAACGCCUCAUCCAGCUUCAGUCCUUUCGCGCCUCGUGAUGCGAGGCUAUACGCGAACACAUCCUGGGCUAACGAGGGGUACUCUAGCGAAGAAUUCCUACAGAUUAGUUUCCACCCCUACUCAAAGCUUAUUACAGGUGUGGCUACUCAGGGAAACCCUCAUCAUGAUUGGUGGAUUUAUCGUUACUAUCUCCAGUACAGUCUAGAUGGUUUUACGUGGUCAUUUUACGAGGUUGCAUCAUAUCCCGGAUCACGAAAGGUGAGAUAGCGUGAUCUGUAUACAAACUUGAUACGAGACAGCAUUAUUUAUGCAUAUUCGUUUCGAGGGUUCUCUCCUACUCGUCACAGGUCGUGACGGAGAGAACUCUGGAAACGAGUUGUGACGAGAGUAGGGGCCUUAAGCAACUACGGAAAAAAACAAUUGGUUUUAUGAGCAAAACAAAAGCUCUGCACGUGCAUCAGGAUUUUAGUACAUUUCUUUGACGUCCACUGCACGACUACGACGUGAAACCUCCCAAUGCGACGUUUUAUGGAGGACGUGGACAAACGACGACAAAUUUCCCUUUCUCUAUUUGAACAUGGAUGAAGCCCUUAACAAUUCAUCUCUAGGAAAAGUCGCCUACAAUUGACGAAUUGAGCGGCUCCAAAUAGACGCGAUAAAGUUUGAAAGGACGCAAAUUCNUCUGCGCACAGGCUAGUAAUCGACGAAAUGAUUUUUUUCCAGCAAAUGUUGAGCAUACAGAAUCGCCCUCUUAAAGCAAUCGUAAUUUUCGUCAUUAUCUUUUUAGUUUGCAAUCCUUCCUCUCUGGGUCUGAGUAACCAUGAGCUUUCUGAUCUCAACUUCAACGCCUCAUCCAGCUUCAGUCCUUUCGCGCCUCGUGAUGCGAGGCUAUACGCGAACACAUCCUGGGCUAACGAGGGGUACUCUAGCGAAGAAUUCCUACAGAUUAGUUUCCACCCCUACUCAAAGCUUAUUACAGGUGUGGCUACUCAGGGAAACCCUCAUCAUGAUUGGUGGAUUUAUCGUUACUAUCUCCAGUACAGUCUAGAUGGUUUUACGUGGUCAUUUUACGAGGUUGCAUCAUAUCCCGGAUCACGAAAGGUGAGAUAGCGUGAUCUGUAUACAAACUUGAUACGAGACAGCAUUAUUUAUGCAUAUUCGUUUCGAGGGUUCUCUCCUACUCGUCACAGGUCGUGACGGAGAGAACUCUGGAAACGAGUUGUGACGAGAGUAGGGGCCUUAAGCAACUACGGAAAAAAACAAUUGGUUUUAUGAGCAAAACAAAAGCUCUGCACGUGCAUCAGGAUUUUAGUACAUUUCUUUGACGUCCACUGCACGACUACGACGUGAAACCUCCCAAUGCGACGUUUUAUGGAGGACGUGGACAAACGACGACAAAUUUCCCUUUCUCUAUUUGAACAUGGAUGAAGCCCUUAACAAUUCAUCUCUAGGAAAAGUCGCCUACAAUUGACGAAUUGAGCGGCUCCAAAUAGACGCGAUAAAGUUUGAAAGGACGCAAAUUCAUUUUUUUAGUGAUGUUUUCACUGCCGUUGUCGUCGUUGCUGCUUAAGCUCCGUAGUAUCAAACUCGGCCUCUUGUUGGUACCCUUGCCCUGACAAAAAUAAAAUGGUGGUCCCUCUUACAAGUUAUUUUUCGUCGAUCUUUUUUAAAGAGGAUAUUUUUUCAACCGCUAUUUUCAUAUUUUUUUAGAACUCAAUAGGAAGCUUAAGCAACGACCACGGCGACGACAACGAGAAUGGCAAAAAAGCAAAAGGUUUAGAUUGGCAAAACAACAACACGCCUUUUUGUACAUUUUUUUGCCGUUAGUGCACGACUACGAUGUGAAAAUGCCUAAUUUCACUUUUUUGGAGAACGUGAACACAAGACAACAACUUUCUUUUUAUUUUCCUGAAAUUCGAGACAGUCCUUGAAAAAUUCAACCUCAAAAAAUUUACCAAAAUUUGACGAAUAGAACGAGAUGGAAUAAGCGCGAUAUAGUUUGGACCUGCGGGAGUUCACAUUUCAAGUCCAAGCUCCCUAUUAUUUCACCCGCACAGUCAAUUGGUUCUUCACGGUUAAGUGUUUCGAGUUGCGAUCGGUAGGGCCUGGGAAGUUGCUCUUCUUUAGGGGGCAAACUGAGAAGCCGAUGAAGUCUCUAGCCCGAUCCUUAUACCAGGUGUGAUCAAUGGAUGAGCCUUGCUCCCCUAGGUCGAAGCACGGAUGCACGGGGACGGGGGGGAUCAAUAUAGGUUUCUGGGAAACUGCCCACCUACCCCUCCCCUUACCCGACAUUUUGCCCUAGGUGAGAAGUAAGUGUUUAUGUUGACUUAGGGGAGGGGUAGGUGGGCAGUUUCCCAGAAACCUAAAUUAAUCCGGGGGGAUCACUUAAAUUUAACUUGUUCAUCUAAAAUGUUGAUAAGCACCAUUUCACUAAAACAAAAGGCUGGCACUUCGUCAAAGGGCUGAUUUAUUAUAGGCCAACAUUUCGGCUAUCAAAAUUAGCCUUCCUCAGGGCCAGAGCUAUACCGAGAGAAAAUAUCUUUUUUUUGUUUACCAUUUCACUGUUCUGGUCCAAAUUAAACACCACCUUUUCGCCGUUUAUGAUGUUCUAGGAAUUCGUUGGCAACACGGACAGGAAUACUGUGGUAACAAACCAGCUCCAGCGCCCCAUCCGAGCAAUGUACUUACGGAUUGUACCAAGGGCUUGGCAAAAUAAGGUCGCCUUAAGAGUGGAAGUCUACGGUUGUAGCUGAAGCCAACAUAUUAUGAGAAGUGAACGGACGUCCGAUAGGGACCAUGCCUGUCACUUAAAUUCCUUUUGAAAGUGAAAGGAUCGACAAAGUUGUCGUAGUAUCUAAACAGAAGUUUGAAAACAAGUUGUAGUUUCAUAACCUUCUUUAGCCAUGGUUUACCAAGGUUUACCGUGUUGGUAGUGGUCUAUACCGCUACUCACAGGAUAGCCUUUGGCAGACAUGCAUU
Messenger RNA from Porites evermanni, 3096 nucleotides. The record is from the annotation of a GenBank genome assembly. NCBI's taxonomy places the organism in Eukaryota, Metazoa, Cnidaria, Anthozoa, Scleractinia, Poritidae.